CCUCCAGGCCCGCCCCUCCCCGCGCUGAGUGACAGACAGUCAGUCGACAGACGGGCGGGCGGCCGUGACCCGCGAGCAGCUCGCGUUCGGUCGUUAUGAGUAAAUUUUCAAACUGGUUCAGGGGCGGCUCGUCCGCGGCCUCGGGUCCGGGUCCCAGCCUGGGCUCGUCCUCCUCCCGGUCCCGCUCCAAGAAGCCGGGCCCGAGUCCGCAGGAGGCCCUGCAGCGUCUCCGCGACACCGAGCAGAUGCUGAGCAAGAAGCAGGAGUACCUGGAGAACAGGAUCGGCAUAGAGCUGGAUAUCGCCCGCAAAAAUGGCACCAGGAACAAGCGAGCUGCUCUACAGGCACUGAAGCGGAAGAAGAGGUUGGAAAAGCAGUUGGCACAGAUCGAUGGAACUCUCUCUACGAUUGAAUUCCAACGAGAAGCAUUGGAAAAUGCAAAUACAAAUACUGAAGUAUUAAAAUCUAUGGGCUAUGCUGCAAAGGCAAUGAAAACUGCUCAUGAGCACAUGGAUUUGGAUAAAAUUGAUGAAAUGAUGCAAAAUAUCACGGAACAGCAGGAAAUAGCACAAGAGAUUUCUGAUGCAAUAUCCCGACCAGUCGCUUUUGCUUCUGAAUUUGAUGAGGAUGAAUUGCUGGCAGAAUUAGAAGAGCUGGAACAGGAAGAAUUAAAUAAGAAAAUGACCAAAGGACUGCCAAAAGUUCCAACCACCAAUCUCCCAUCCAGACAAGCUAAAGCUAAAAAGAAGACACGCGAUGAAGAUGCAAGUAUAAAGCAUUUGACUGCCUGGGCUUCGUAAAGCUGGCCACACGGAUCGGUUACACUAAGCAACAUGAAGAUGACUUAGGGUAUUUUAAGAUUUUAUGCUGUGAUAAUAGUAUCGCAACAUAUAUACAGGUCUGAGGCAUCUGAAGUAUGGUAGGCUAUUAAUAUUCACAUAGAAUUCUAAUCAGAGAUCUGAUCUUUGUGUAUUACACUACAUUUAAUUUGAACCACAGUGAUUAGAUUUGGAAAAUACAUUUUAUAUUCCAGCCAUAUCUUAUUCUGUAUCUAGCCUGAUAGGAUAUUUUGAUCAAAGAGCUGAUGACUGUCUUAAAUUAAAAAAGGCCUCACCAUUUAGUACAAAUCUAAGCAACAAAAACAAUUGACGGUUAAUUUGAAAGGAAUCAAGCUGUCAUUCCAAUAUUCCUUGGAUUGGAAUCGUACAACUUGGAAACAGACCCUUCGGCCCACACUGACCAAUAUGUCCCAUCUACACUUCGCUCAUAUCCCUGUGGACCUGAUAGUACCUACCUCAAUUACCUCCUCUGGCACCCAACACCCUUUGUGCAAAAUUUACCCCUCUGGUUCCAGUUGAAUCUCCCCCUCACCUUAAACCCAUGUCCUCUGGCUCUCAAUUCCCCUAUUCUGGGGAAGAGGCUCAGUGCAUUUACAUGAUCCAUUCCUCUCCCGAUUUUGUACACAAUUAUAUUUGGUCCUGGAACUUACAGGACUACAAGGUUGUCUGUUUCUAACAAUAUAUUAUUGUAACAAAGCAGGUUGGUGGAUUGAAAGAAAGUGUAGAAAUAGACCCUUCAGGUACUGAGUCCAUGCUGACCAUCAAUCACCCGUUUACACCAGUUCUAUGUUAUCCCACUUUCACAUUGACUCCCUGCACAAGUUACAGAGGGCCAAUUAACCUACAAACCUAGGAUAGACAAAAUGCUGGAGUAGCUCAAUGGGAUAGAAACAUAGAAAAUAUGUUAUUCGGCCCUUCGAGCCAUUCAAUAUGAUUAUGGCUGAUCAUCUAAAAUCAGUAUUCCGUUCCUGCUUUUCUCCCCUAUCUCUUGAUUCUUUUAGCCCUAAGAGUUAAAUGCAACUUUCUCUGGAGGAUAGGCAGCAUCUCUGAAGAGAAGGAAUGGGUGAUGUUUUGGGUCGAGACCCUUUUGUACACAUUUAACCUACAAACCUGUUUGUCUUUGGGAUGUGGGAGGAAAGCGGAGCACCCGGAGGAAUCCCACGCAGUCACAGUGAGAACGUGCAAACUCCACACCAACUGCACACAACGUCAGGAUCGAACCCAUGUCUGUGGCACUACUAAGCAGUUCUACCAGCUGUGCCACUGUUUUAUAAUUAGAAUUCUUCUAACGCUACAUUCACUGUUAUUUUUUAAAAGCACAAAAUGUAAAGUUUCAGUUAUUGUUCCAUGAUUGAUCCACAACUCCUUCAACUGAAAAAAAAAGUAAAUGUAACUGAGGCCAUUUCAGGAACAUUGGGUGCAGUAGGUAAGGUGCAUGUGAAAUGUCAAGUUGCAGCUUUGAGUUCAUUGUAUUCUUCAAGGAGACGAACUGGCUCACGUAUUGUUCCACACUAAACUAGCCAGCAUCCAGAUCUUCACUAAGUAAAAAGGUGGAUGAAAAUGUGUACUUAUAUUUCACAUUCGAAGCAGAAUAGCCUGUGGAAAAAAUUUAUAUCACUGGGAUUUAUAUCACUGACCAAGAUAUUACUGACUAUAGCUUACCAAGAAAAUUUACACCAAACUUUAUUCUAUUGUCUUUUGUAUCAGAGGAAUUUGAAUUUAUUUAAUACGUGAGAAGAUUGAAUACAUGAUUUACUCUGAGUAGAUAGUCCUUGUUAAACCACUUGAUGUUGUUUUAGUCCAAUGAAAUGAUAAUUUAAAACCAGGGAAAAUCAAACUUGCAAAGGCCUAAUGAAUUGCUUUCAUUUUAUUGGUAAAAUGCAAGUGAUUUUGUUUCUAUAACAAUGCAUUUAAGCAAUUAAAUCUACUGUUUAAAAACAUGGUUUUAAUUUACUUGAUUAUGUCUGAGUACUUUAGUAAGCAGAGCUUCCAAUGUCUUUAAUUAUAAUCAUUGUACAUAUUGAUUUGGUUGUGUAGCUGAUUACUGAAGAUAAAUGCUUAUAUUUGGGGAAAAAUACAGAAAUGCACUUUGUAAAUAAAAGUAUUUACUCUCAA
Amblyraja radiata (thorny skate) is the source of this 2954-nucleotide messenger RNA. Its product is annotated as charged multivesicular body protein 4b-like. The transcript is spliced from 5 exons. Gene Ontology annotation, cellular component: multivesicular body; ESCRT III complex; cytoplasmic side of plasma membrane. Gene Ontology annotation, biological process: vesicle budding from membrane; late endosome to vacuole transport via multivesicular body sorting pathway. The record is from RefSeq and is a predicted model, not a curated record. The coding region runs from base 96 to 800 and encodes 234 amino acids. Lineage: Eukaryota; Metazoa; Chordata; Chondrichthyes; Rajiformes; Rajidae.